CUUGCUUCCAGUCUCUUCGAUUCAUAGUUAUUUUUGUCUUAUAUCACUUAAGGUUCCCAGUGACUUUUUUUUGUUACUGUUUCACUAACCGUUUGGAAGUUUUGAUUUCAUGCUGUAGUUAUAAGAGAUAGUCAUUGGAUUUAUUGUUGGGUGCCAUUACUUUCUGUUUUACUUUGUUCAACUACCUUCAUAUACAAAAUAAAGUUGUUUGACGAAUGGUUGAGGUUCUCAUGAUAACCACGGUUAGUGGAUGGCAACGGUGGGUGAAAUAGUUUAGAGUCACUCACAAUGACGCAGUCACAUUCACUCUUUAUCUUCCUUUAUGUCUUGAGUUGUAAUAUUCUUUUAUGCAUACCUUUUCAGUCUGUCUUCUCAGACCAUAUCUUCUCAGUACUUGAUCUUUCUCGUUAUCAUCGAUAAUACGAUUAUUUCGAUUUCUUUAAUAUUCAUUUUGUUAAUUUCAUCUUGUUGUGCUGAUGUGGUAUGGCAGCCUGGGCUAAUGCACGCUUGUUGUAGGCUCUGUGUUAAUUGUGAUUGACUGGUAAGUGAGCUGACAUCUAUUUUAGACAUAUUGUUUUUAUAACUUUGGAUAGACAGUAGUCUUGACUUACUAUUCGGUUUCAGGUAGAAAUUCUGUUCCUUUUUACUAAAAUUAAGACAGUCGGGUAGUGGGACUUAUAACCCAAACAUGAGCUUUGAUGUUGCCUACUAGAUUACACCAUUUUUUUCAUUUACUUAUUUCCAGUCAGUCAUACGCAACGUGGAAGCUGACACAUGUGUAUAUCGGUUAAAGUUCCCAUACCUUCUUAACACUGCGAGAUGAAAUGGUCAAAACAAACACCGAGAGUAGUGGAGGUAGUGAUAGAAAAGAUUAUGUACCGAAGAUACAACUUAAGAAAAUGUAAAUUAGUGAAAUAAUUAAAAAUUUAUGAGCAAUCUAGAAACUUAUGAUCUGAGGGUAGACAAAGAGUGAAUGGAUCUGGGUCAUUGCGAACGAUUUUAAGUCAUGUCACCCAAAGUUUUUAACUAAUGCUUGCGAUAAUCAUUUGAACUAAAACUAGGUAGUUUAUACCUGUUAAAGUGGGUCAGUCCAAUUGUCAAUGACUUCAUGGACUGAUGCCGUAUCUUGGUUUUGCUGUCUCUGAUAUUCUUUCAGCCCAUUUUCACUCGUUCCACCAUUGAUCAUCGGGUGAGAUGUGUUUGAGCAUACAAAAUUUAUGUUUCUACCAUCACAGUCGAUAUUUACUACCUUGGUUGUCGAUUUUCCAUACAUACUUUGUAUUCUAUGUUUAACGUCAGAAUUGCCAACUUGAUGAUCCAUAAAUAUACGUGAAAUAUUUCAAACAUACGCAUAAUCAAGCACUGGUAAUUUAAGAAUAUCCUCUCUUUAAAGUUUCCUACAUAUUUCUUAUUUUGUGAAGCUUGAAUUUUUUGGCAAAUUGUUUGCAGUCACAUUGAAGGUCGGUAACAUUUUAUUGUCAACGUUCUUGUUGUAAGGUAGCUUUAGUCAUAGUUUUUAUUUUUUUUAUUUGUAGUUCCAAUGAUUCGUUUGGCGGAUAAAAUACGUCAAAGACAAAGUGGCAUCACCUCUACAGAACCAGAUGCUGUUCAAUCGGCUUCCGUUCGAAAUGCUACUAUCCGUGAUCGUCUUGUGUUACAGGAACUGCAAGAGUUAAGGGCUAAUAUAUCCUCCCAAUGUUCAAUUCAUCAUCCCGAUCCAAACAAACUCCAUGAAUUCACAUUAAUAGUAAGACCAAAUGAAGGAAUUUGGGCUGAUGGAAGUUAUCAUUUCAAUAUUGUUGUUCCCGAAGGUUAUAAUCAUACUCCACCACUAGUCAAUUGUACUACACAAAUUUGGCAUCCGAAUAUCGAUGAAGCUGGACGUGUUUGUUUGAGUUUACUUCGUCAGAGUUCACUAGAUUUCUCUGGUUGGGCACCGACAAGACGUUUGCUUGAUGUUGUUUGGGGAAUCGAAUCUCUUUUUUCGGAUUUAUGCGAUUUCAACGAUGCACUGAAUACAACAGCUGCUGAACAAUACUUACGUGAUCCUGAGGCAUUUCAUGAUACUGCACGGAGCUAUGUCUUUCGUUUCGCACGAUAAUCAGUAUAUUUCCCCAUUCGACUUUGUGUAUUUUCAAUGCGUAGAAAAAGCCCUGCACAAAUCCAACAUGUUAUUGUCCAG
Molecule: messenger RNA, 2182 nt
Organism: Schistosoma margrebowiei
Lineage: Eukaryota; Metazoa; Platyhelminthes; Trematoda; Strigeidida; Schistosomatidae
Source: the annotation of a GenBank genome assembly